UUUGAAACAUAAAUGGCAAACUGUCAGGUGAUCAGAUCCUGGACGACGUCUGACAGAAAGGACAGUCCCCGUGCACACACUCUGUGCAGCAGUUUGCUGUCUGUGGAGGAGCUUGUCAGUUACAGACCGUGUUAGGUUGAAUGUUUGAACUGGUUAUCAUGGCAGUCAGAAUAUGUGGCUACAUUGUUCUUGCACUCUUUGCUUCUAUUCAGUGCUUAGAUGAAAACCUGCGCUUUGCUUCCUACUAUGGUGAUCACAUGGUGCUGCAGAGGUCUCCAGAGCGUGCAGUGUUGUGGGGCUAUGGACCUGAGAGUGCACAGGUCACAGUAUCCUUGUCAGGUCCUGUAAAUCAGAAAAACUCCAUGGCUAAUGUGACAAAUGGUGUCUGGCUAGUCACCCUUGACCCUGUUGAAGCAGGUGGUCCCUACAAUGUGACAGCAGCUUUCCCCGGUGGCACAGCCACCCUGAUGGAUGUGCUGUUUGGAGAUGUUUGGCUGUGUGGAGGGCAGAGCAACAUGUGCUUUGAAACAUCUAAGAUUUUCAAUGCGUCGGAGGAGCUGGCCCUUGCAGCUAAAUAUCCUCAAGUGAGGUUUUUUAAGGUAGCCUUAAAAAGAAGCAAAACUGAGCUGACAGAUUUGAUUCAAGUGGGCCUACCCUGGUCUGUGCCAACUGCAAGUGGUUUGGCUCCAGUCUCUGCAGUGUGCUGGCUCUUUGGUCGUUACAUGUAUGAGGUGCUGAAGUACCCCAUAGGACUGGUACAAUCCUGUUGGGGUGGUACUGUGGUGGAAGCCUGGUCGUCUUCAAGAGCGCUAGAGCAAUGUGGACUGGAGUUGCCCAAUGACACUUCGAACGAGGUAAAUUCUGUCUUGUGGAAUUCAAUGAUACAUCCACUGGUCAACAUGACUCUUAAAGGUGCCAUCUGGUACCAAGGUGAGUCCAAUGCUAUCUACAAUCGGGACAACUACAGUUGUUCAUUCCCAGCUAUGAUUGAUGAUUGGAGAAUGACCUUCCACCAGGGUUCAGGAGAGCAGACUGCCAAAGAAUUCCCCUUUGGAUUUGUCCAGUUGUCGACCUACAAGAAAGCUUCUAUAGAUGACAGCUUUCCAAGAAUUCGAUGGCACCAGACUGCAGAUAUUGGUUUUGUCCCAAACCCUAAAAUGCAGAGAACCUUCAUGGCUGUGGCUAUGGACCUGCCCGAUGAAACAUCACCCUAUGACCCAAUCCAUCCCAGAGACAAGCAGGAUGUAGCCUACAGACUGACACUUGGGGCAAGAGCAGUUGCUUAUAAUGAGAAGAACGUAACUUUCCUUGGACCUUUUCCUCAUCAAAUGCUGUUGACUCAGACAUAUAUCAACAUUACCUACGACCAAACAAUCUCUGUAACACAAUCUCAGGACAUUUUCCAGAUCUGCUGCUCGGUGAGUCAAGCUGCAUGUGAACAACAGUCCUCCUGGGUUCCAGCUCCCAUCAUGCACUGGGGUCCCAUCACUGUCCAAGUAUCUGUCAGUUUAUGUCCACAUACUGACAAUGUCUCCGGUCUUCGAUAUGCAUGGAAAGACUGGCCCUGUGACUUUAAAGCCUGUCCAAUUUACAGCCGCAACGGGGCUUUACCUGCACCUCCUUUCCUUAUCAGUCGUUACUCUGGCAACGACAGGUAUUGGAAAUUAAGCCAAUAACAGGAAAGUUUUCAAACGUAAACUUAUACUGUGGCAUAGA
Molecule: messenger RNA, 1716 nt
Organism: Thalassophryne amazonica
Lineage: Eukaryota; Metazoa; Chordata; Actinopteri; Batrachoidiformes; Batrachoididae
Gene: siae
Product: sialic acid acetylesterase
Exons: 10
Coding region: 141-1676 (511 amino acids)
Biological process (GO): carbohydrate metabolic process
Molecular function (GO): sialate O-acetylesterase activity
Source: RefSeq, a predicted model, not a curated record